This is a messenger RNA of Styela clava, 2169 nucleotides long. Its product is annotated as hippocampus abundant transcript 1 protein-like. Gene Ontology annotation, biological process: transmembrane transport. Gene Ontology annotation, cellular component: membrane. The record is from RefSeq and is a predicted model, not a curated record. Lineage: Eukaryota; Metazoa; Chordata; Ascidiacea; Stolidobranchia; Styelidae. Gene Ontology annotation, molecular function: transmembrane transporter activity.
UUUUGUAUUUACAGACAUGUAAUGCUAACGUUGACUAUUAUUACAGUAUUAGUUCGAUGAAUCUACUAUGUCCUCAAAUUUAUUGUUAAAUUUUGUUUUUCGAUUGUUACAUUGAAUCGGUAUGAACAAUAGAAAUACGGGUCGACAGCAUCGAAGUUCGAAUAGGAAAAGAGUAAAAAGCAGCAGCAUGUAUAGCCCUGUGCCUGGAAUAGGAAAACCGAGCGUUUACCAUGCUGUGAUAAUUAUAUUCCUAGAAUUUUUUGCGUGGGGUUUACUCACAACACCCAUGAUGGAUGUUUUAAAGGAAACUUUUAAUGAAAAUACGCUUCUUGUAAAUGGAAUAAUACAGGGUAUCAAGGGAUUGUUGUCUUUUCUUAGUGCACCAUUACUUGGAGCACUUUCUGAUGUAUGGGGAAGAAAGUCUUUUCUAGUUUUAACAGUGUUUUUCACAUGUUCUCCCAUUCCAAUAGCAUUGAUGAGUCCAUGGUGGUUUUUUGCAAUGAUAUCAAUCAGUGGUGCUUUCUCAGUAACAUGGUCAAUAGUAUUUGCAUAUGUAGCUGAUGUAACAGAGGAAGAACACAGAAGUUCAGCAUAUGGUCUCGUAUCAGCUACGUUUGCUGCUAGUCUCGUUACAAGUCCUGCAAUCGGUACAUAUCUUAGUCAUGUCUACGGACGAAAUGCUGUCAUAGUAUUAGCCACGGCCAUUGCAGCGUUAGAUGUAUGUUUUAUUCUGGUGGCUGUGCCAGAAUCUCUUCCAGAGAAUUUCAGACCAUCUUCAUGGGGAGCUCCUAUUUCAUGGGAUCAGGCUGAUCCUUUUGCGUCGUUACGAAAAGUUGGUGGGGAUCCAAUUUUACUUCUUCUAUGCACCACUGUGUUCUUAUCUUAUUUACCCGAAGCUGGACAGUUUUCUUGUAUAUUUUUCUACCUCCGCCAUGUAAUUGGAUUUGGCGAUGAAAAAGUCGCAUCUUUUAUAGCAGUUGUUGGUGUUUUAUCAAUUGUAGCACAAACUGCAUUCUUGACAAUGCUGUUUCAGUCGGUUGGUAACAGAAACACAAUAUUACUUGGACUGUCAUUUCAGACUCUUCAAUUAUUGUGUUUUGCAUUCAGCUCUUCUGAAUGGACAAUGUGGGGAGCUGGUCUAUUAGCAGCAAUGUCUAGUAUUAAUUAUCCAGCUCUUAGUACGUUGGUCUCAAGUAUCACAGAUAAACAUCAGCAAGGUGUGGUACAAGGUAUUAUAACGGGCAUAAGAGGUUUAUGUCAAGGAUUUGGUCCUGCUAUGUAUGGAGUUGUUUUCUAUAUAUUUGAUAUUCGAAUUGAAGGAGAUAUGCCUGGUAAUUUGAUGGCUCAUACUACAGUAGAUGUAAAGUCUGCCAACUCCUCAACGGAAGUUGAUAAUCAAACUUUCCUUCCUGGGCCUCCUUUUCUUUUUGGUGCAAUGUCUGUUGUAGUAGCCAUGCUUAUUGCCCUUAUGAUUCCAAACACAGAAGCACCUUCAUCAACUAUAACUUAUUUGUCAUUGCCAAUGCCAAAAUCUUUGAGGAGAUGGGUGAAGCAGCAUGCGGCAUGUCGAGGAAUUCACUCAGAAAGUGAUAAGGAAUAUACGAUCAAUAAUGGAAAGCUAUCAGAUGAUCAGUUGUCAAUACCACAGACAAGGGCUGAACUCGAAGAAGCAUUGCUCAGUAUGAACUCCAGUGAUGAAGAAGUGUAGCGAAAAAAAGGGAGGAAUGAAAUUUGUUCUUGUACACUGAAGGUUAUAUCUACAUCAUACAGUUGGUGUUGACUCUUGUAUCUGCUGUGACAAUGUUGCUUGACUGACAUUCGUAGCUUUUUCAUCUUGGCCUAUAAAUAUUCUCUGACAAAAGAAACAAUGUCACUGUGCUCUAACUUGGGCGAGAUAACUUUUUUUUAUCAGUUUAUGCUUGAACUACUUAGUAUAUUAAUAACUCUUCGUUUUGUCAAAAAGUACAUUGCUGUGUUGUGACACUGUCUGACAAGCAGCAAAUAAGCAAUAAUGAAGCAGAUAAAGAAGUACAAGAGUUUUAUGAGGUCCCAGAAACACCCUGCAAAUUUACAAAGUGUGUACAAAGACAUGAAGAUGAUUACUUUACGAUUCUAGGGAAUUCCAAGAUUAGUUGUCCUAUUGAGUGCAAUACAAAUUUUAAUUUCAAA